GAUGGAUGGAUGGAUGGAUGGAUGGAUGGAUGGAAAUACCAUUGGGACGAUAUGACAGAAAAUUUAGUGGUUUGAAACCUUGACGUUUUCAUACCACGGUAUACCUUAAAACCGGUAAUCGGCACAUGUCUAUUUGGGAUGAUAAUACACACUCAGCAGGAAAAGCUGUGCAUUAUUUUCACUUAAACCUAUCUAGAAGCCACGAACUGUAUGUAAAAAUGGUCUUGCAUUGUGUAUAUUUCCUGGAAGUGGAAACCACAACUGGGGGGACAUGUGCAUAUCAGUGGCUGAGACAGGUUAAGCCUCUCAGGGCAGCCGAUCGUGAGACUCGCUCUCCUGAAAGUGGCGACAAUUUGACUGGCGAAAAAGUCAUAAAAGUCAAACCGACUUGACAGAACCGAUGUGACUUGGGGUGCCACGCAGUUCAGUUUCUUGAUUUCAUUUUCCACCACACAUUUUUUAUACACUCCUGUUCACUCGGCAUUGAGGUCGGAGGGGCCAGUCCCUCCGCUGGCUGAGCUCAUCUCCAUACAAUCCACGAUGGCAGGACCACCAAAGGGCAAUGAAUUGAAGCAUAUUAAUGCGACGAACGUUUGAAGUGUCCAAAAUCAAUAGGUGAAUGCACCAUCAGCUCAUCACAGCUCGUUCAUGUCAAGCAAGCUGGCCGAGUCCACAUUUAAGAUGGCGGAUUGGCGGGAAGUCAGAUGUACUCAUCAAAAGAGCCAGAUAUGGCUCGCGAGACUUAGGUUCCUGACCCCUGCUCUAGACUUCUUGACCAGAGGGUCAUUGUCUUGCUGAAAGACCCAGUGACGACCCAUCUUCAGCUUUCGGGCAGAGGGCAACACAUUCUGAUUUAAAAUGUCCUGGUAUUUCAAAGCAUUCAUGAUGCCAUGCACCCUAACAAGGUUCCCAGGGCCUCUGGAAGCGAAACAGCCCAACAACAUCACUGACCCACCCCCAUACUUCACAGUGGGUAUGAGGUGCUUUUCAGCAUGCGCAUCUUUCGUGGCACACCAGACCCACUUAUAGUGUUUGUUGCCAAAAAGCUCAAUCUUGGUCUCACACAAAAAUACACACGGUCCCAGUUGAAGCCUGGGACCGUGUGCUUUGGUCAGAUGAGACCAAGAUUGAGCUUUUCAGCAAGACAAUGACCCUAAACAUAUGGCCAAAUCUACACAGAAAUGGUUCACCAGACACAAAAUCAAGCUCAUACCAUGGCCAUCUCAGUCCCCAGACCUUGUUUUGUUGGCAAAAGGGGGUUGUACAAAGUAUAAACACCAGGGGUGCUAAUAAUUGUGACACACAUUAUUUGAUGUCGAAUAAUUUUUUCUUUAUGUGGGAUUUUUUUCCCCACUGAAUGAAUGCACUUGUACUGAAGGUUGGAUUAUUCUCUUUUUUUCUAUUAAGGUCCCAUAUUAUUUGAAUUUAAAAAAAUAUUAGAAGCUAAAAAACACAUCUUUUCCAGGGGUGCCAAUAAUUAUGGAGGGCACUGCAUUAUAAUGGAAUUUUGGCUUCACAUUAUCGGUUAUCGACUGGAAGGUGGAGGAAAUGACUGGUUAUCAGUAUCGGCAGAAAAAUGCAUUAUCGUGCAAAACUAAUAUUUUCGUUACCAUCAUUGUUAACGAAAACAACACUGAUACUAACAAAUUUAUACUACAGAGACCAGACUAUAAUAAGUCACUGACAACAUUUCUGACAUUAGUGCACUCUUCGCUAAUCAAUGUCAGCACACUGUUAGCGCGCAGCACGUAAGCGUCGAUCGACUCAAACAUAGGUGUAAAGAAGCAAAACGAAAAUAGGCACACACUCUUUAAUCACAUUUUUACCGGUUUUGUGGCCAUAGACAUCAGAUUCAUUUGGACUGGGACUGAUCGCAGUCAGCCCCUACCAGUCCGGUCAAAUGCAAACAAUUCAAAAUUAGUAUUACGACAGCAAGAAGGAAGCGGAUUGCUCAUCAACUAUUUGGGAUUGUUCCUCUUUUCAUUCGUCACGUCAUGUUCCUGUAAUGUUUCCUAUUAUAAUUCUUAUAAUUCUUGUCAUUUUUGGUCUUUUGGUUGUGAUUUGCAGUUUUAGGGAGAAAUAUUGGAACUGUGAAAUAUGUUGAGGACGGUUCUCCAUAUCGAGGAUUGUUCAACAAGUUCUGGAAAAAAAAAAAAAAAAAAAAGAUUAAACACACAACUAAUAGAUAUGAUGAAAUCCAACUGGGGUGACGUUUUUCAGUGGGUUUUGCAUAUACGUUAUCAAAAGAGGAAAUGAAAAGAAUCUUAAACUGGACUUAUCCAGUCCAAAUGAUCAUGCAGGGAUUGAUUCUUAUUUUUCUGCUUCAAUUUGAAGCCAUUAGCGGAAAAGACGUGUUUGUGUACGCCGGAGUGGGCAACGUGGUCACCGUGCCCUGCAAGCUGUCAUCCUGCUCCAAUAUAAACUGGUGGUACAGUAAGUACCACUACAGUCGAUAUGUAAAGGAAGUGAAAGACGGCUAUGUGCUAACCAGCUCAAUAAGAAGUCAUCGCCUGAGCCUGAAGGACGGCUGCUCGCUGCUCAUCAAACCGGUGAUGGCCGAAGAUGCUGGUUACUUUACAUGUGAACCAGAUGAACCGAGCCAAAGGAUUUUCUUGAUAGUGAUGACACUGACGAGGUCACCUCCUCGGUGGGACUCAGGUGCGACGGGAGAAGGUGAAGCAUACCUCAGGUGUUCUUUCAGCUGCCCGUAUUAUCAAGAUUGUCCUUCCGGGAAGUUCCGCUGGUUGGACGAGGAAGGCAGGCAACUUUACCCAGAACGCAAGAGAAAGGAGCAGUCCCGCUACGAGUCGUUUUUGAAAGUACGUCCUACCAACCGGCACAGCACGUACACCUGCCAAUAUGUGAACCAGACCAUAAUAAUAGUCCAUGCCCAGUAUUCGCCCAUUGCCGUGGCAGUGAACGGCAGCAGCCCUGAAGUAACACCACCCAGCCACAUGCAACUCAUCAACAUUGUUCGAUUGAUCGCCGCCGUUUUGAUGCUCGUCAUCAUUAGCGCACUCGCCAUUGAAGUCAGGGUGAAGUCCAGAAGAAACGCAGGCCAGCCUAUUGACAGCUGAUAAUGAGGGCAGUUGCUUCCUACCCCAGAUUGCAAGAUUUCUGUUGAAGGCAAUCUUUUGAAAAUGAAGAAUGUUAGAAAAAAGAUGAAAAUUGAGAUUCAAAUUGUUGCGAAAUGUCUAAAACUGGGAGAAGGCAGUCCCACUAACCAAAGCGGAAAGGACAUUUGGACUGAAUCACCAAAACGAUAUAAAGGAGUGCAUGAUUGUUGAACUGCUGAUGAAAAUGGACACCAGUAAAAUGUACAGCUUGUUCUGUAUUUUUAACCUUAAUUCAUGUAUUAUUUUGUCUUCUAUUUCUUUGUCUUUUAGGUUUUGGUCUUCUACUUCUUCAGAUUUUUUAAAGAAUCCCUUUUGUGAGUAAAAGGCUAGAGAAUGGUGCUCUAUGUGAAGGACUCAGGGUUUCUGCAGAUUUCAACAAGCCAAAUUUACUUUUUAAAGACCAUAUUGAAUACAAUUUAAGACCUAUUUCCCAUCAA
This is a messenger RNA of Corythoichthys intestinalis (scribbled pipefish), 3553 nucleotides long. RefSeq lists its product as uncharacterized. Lineage: Eukaryota; Metazoa; Chordata; Actinopteri; Syngnathiformes; Syngnathidae. The record is from RefSeq and is a predicted model, not a curated record. The transcript is spliced from 3 exons. Bases 2253 to 3077 code for a protein of 274 amino acids.